AUGCUACGAAGCUUGAUCUUUCCCAACAGCGGCGCGUCGUUGUUCCAGCCUAUUGUAACGGCAUUGGAGACCCUCAAGCCGUGGGCCAGGAGCGUUAGUUCCGCGGAUUCGUUGUUUGUGUCUUCCUUUGUUGUUGACGAUGAGCUUAAAAACACCAGUUUUGUUCCCUGUGCCGUCGACGAGUUCGAAUAUGACUUCCAGGACCCAAACCCAUUUAACUGGGACCUCCAGGACGUUUUGAAACAACACCAUUCCGGAAUAACAUCCACAAAACAAAAACAACAACCGGCAGAGUCGUACCAGUUCCUGGCAGACCUUGACGAUGAAUCAUCCGACGAUGAAGCCUACUACGGCAAUGAAUACACUCUGGACCACGAACACUUUCUCCAUUUCCAACACUCCACACUCGAACCAGCCGCUUCCACGAAAAACCCCGCUCAAACGGACGAAUUAGUGUCUUCCGUUCCGUCCCUGGACCACAACAACACCACCCCUUCCAACUCCUCAGGGUCCGCUUCCUCCCCCGCUCGCUCGCCUCCAACCUCCGACUCAGAGCUCGAGUCGUACACGUGUGAGAUCUGUCAUGCCUCGCUUAAACUUAAGUCCUACCUUACAAGGCACAUGAAGAAACACCGCGACAUGCUUCCGUACAAGUGUCCGUACCACACGGGCAACAGAGACACUCACAAUCCCGCCUACUGGUGCGAACAGUACGGCACCGUGUGCCAUCCUACGGGAGGCUUUUCCAGAAGAGACACUUUGAAAAUGCACCUACGGGCACGCCAUUUCAUAUACCCAAUGGGAACUCGUCUACAGAGCAGAGGCAACACCCCUGGAAGGUGUGGUGGCUGUUUCAAGGAGUUUGCUACUAACACAGAGUGGAUGGACGACCAUGUUUGCAAGAACCUAUGUCCUGCGUUCGUAAUGAAGUAUACAUAG
This is a messenger RNA of Ogataea philodendri, 939 nucleotides long. RefSeq lists its product as uncharacterized. The coding region runs from base 1 to 939 and encodes 312 amino acids. Gene Ontology annotation, molecular function: RNA polymerase II cis-regulatory region sequence-specific DNA binding; DNA-binding transcription factor activity, RNA polymerase II-specific. The transcript has a single exon. The record is from RefSeq and is a predicted model, not a curated record. Gene Ontology annotation, cellular component: nucleus. Gene Ontology annotation, biological process: regulation of transcription by RNA polymerase II. Lineage: Eukaryota; Fungi; Ascomycota; Pichiomycetes; Pichiales; Pichiaceae.